AUAGGGAAAUGGAACAGACUACUUACUGCCCAAUGAGGGACAGGCUGGCUGGUAGUAACGCGGGGGUGGGCCGUUCUCGGAUUCUACAGGAGAAAUAGGGAGAUCGUGUUAAAAACAGAGGAGGGUUUGAAAAACUACUUUUGAUACACUCGCAACCCUAAAGGAGAGAUGAUGGAAGUCUAGUGUGCCUCUGCUGUCGUAGUUGAAAGUCUACUGCGGAUUUUUGGAGAAACUAGGACAUGAGAACAGAAGUGAGAAGAGGUAACAUUGCUGCGGACUUCUGGAAAAAAAAGUUGGGUUUGGUUGUAUCGACGCUCCGAGAGGGACAUGAUGUCUUCGGAAACGGUGUGAAGGACCUGAACUCCUCAAAGAGAUGUUGGGCCCAAGCGGACGUCAUGUACAGUGAAUCUGACUCUAUGGGCGAUUACUCCUCAUAAUAAACAGGAUACUCAGAUCCUUCUUCGCCAGCUUAAUCUAUCCUGGAAGUAACAUGGGAAUGUUCAUAUUUUAUUUCUGGAUUUAGUCAGGAAGGAGAACCGAGCAGCUACGGUGUUAACUUGACCAACCACACAAGGUAUCCGCGCCAGAGAAAUACAGUUCGUGCUUUUGAAGAGCCAGCGCAUUAAACAGAAUGCAUGGGAGUCAAAGCAGUAAAAUGAUCUAGAAUUGAGAUCUGUAUAUUGACAGACUUUUAUUGUUUGGUGAAAUCACGCCCAGGUCGUGGAAAAUAGAAUUAUUCGAAAAUGAAAGAAAAAUCGAAAAAUGCUGCCCGGACUCGACGGGAAAAGGAAAAUAGUGAAUUCUAUGAGCUGGCCAAGCUGUUGCCUUUACCUUCUGCCAUCACGUCUCAACUUGAUAAAGCUUCAAUUAUUCGACUCACAACAAGUUACUUGAAAAUGAGAAUUGUUUUUCCUGAAGGGCUGGGAGAGUCCUGGGGCCACGUGAGUCGGACCAGAUCUCUGGAUAAUGUUGGGCGAGAGCUGGGAUCACAUCUGUUACAGGUGGGAUCACAUAUACUACAGACGUUGGACGGGUUCAUUUUUGUGGUUGCUCCGGACGGGAAAAUAAUGUACAUAUCUGAAACAGCAUCGGUCCAUUUGGGCUUAUCACAGGUAGAGCUGACGGGAAAUAGUAUUUACGAGUACAUCCACCCCGCUGACCACGACGAAAUGACAGCCGUGCUGACAGCUCACCAACCCUGCCACUCGCACUUUGUCCAAGAAUAUGAAAUGGAACGUUCAUUCUUUUUGAGAAUGAAAUGCGUCCUCGCGAAAAGAAAUGCUGGUCUGACAUGUGGUGGAUACAAGGUGAUCCACUGCAGCGGGUACCUAAAGAUCCGUCAGUACAGCCUGGACAUGUCUCCAUUUGAUGGCUGCUAUCAGAACGUGGGCUUGGUGGCGGUGGGCCACUCUCUACCCCCUAGCGCUGUCACUGAAAUCAAACUACACAGCAACAUGUUCAUGUUCAGAGCCAGCCUGGAUAUGAAGCUCAUCUUCCUCGACUCCAGGGUAGCUGAGCUGACAGGCUAUGAGCCCCAGGAUCUUAUAGAGAAGACCCUCUAUCACCAUGUCCAUAGCUGUGACUCCUUCCACCUGAGAUGUGCACACCACUUGUUGCUGGUGAAAGGCCAAGUGACCACUAAGUACUAUAGGUUCCUGGCUAAGCAGGGUGGCUGGGUUUGGGUCCAGAGCUAUGCCACCAUCGUACACAACAGUCGUUCCUCCAGACCCCACUGUAUCGUCAGUGUCAACUACGUCCUCACGGAUACUGAGUAUAAAGGACUCCAGCUGUCUCUGGACCAGGUGACAGACACCAAGCCCUCCGUCCCCUUCAGCAGUGCUCCCACCAGCCUCACUGAGAACCGCAGAGCACCCAAGAGCAGAGUGUCCCGAGCCAAGGCCAAGGCUCGACUCUCCCCCUACACCCAGUACGCUGGUUUCCAGGCCGAGCGUUCAGAGUCGGACCAGGAUAGCCCUUGGGCAGGAUCUCCCCUCACAGACUCCGCUUCCCCUCAGCUGCUGGAGCAGGGGGAGGGGCUUGGCACCUCCUGUGCCUACAGGCAGUUCUCCGAGCCACGUCCCCUCUGCUACAGCCUCCCAAUCACUGAGGAGCAACACCACCAUCACAACCCCAGCGACAGCCACUCCCACCUCGACACACACGGCCACAAGCAGACGUGCGAGCGGGGCCGCUGUGAGGCAGGGAGGUACUUCCUGGGUGCUCCCCAGGGUGGGAGAGAGGCGUGGUGGGGAGUUGCCCGCUCUGUGCUGCCCCUGGUCAAGACCUCAUCCCUGGAGAAUGGAGAGGGAUAUGAGAGCAGCGUGCCCCACAUCACCUCCAUCCACAGUCUGCAUAACCGUGGCCAAUGGGACCAGGACAGUGUGGUCAGCUCGCCAGACGGGGGCUCCGCCAGCGACUCUGGGGACCGUUACCACGCAGACUACUUCCGGGCCAGCCCCCAGGAGCCGAGCAAGAUCGAGACCCUGAUCCGAGCCACGCAGCAGAUGAUCAAGGAGGAGGAGAAUCGUCUGCAGCACCGCAGCAAGCUCCACCCAGGCCCUGACACUCCUCUAGGGCCUGCCAACGGCCUCCCGAAGGGCCCCGGCCCCUGCUUCACCACCGACUACCCCCAGGGGGUGCUACAGAGUGUGUUGUGCCGUGGCCUGGGUCAACUGGGUCAGGUGAUCAGCCCCGGAUCAAGCCCUGCCCCUCUCUCCAGGCUCAGCAGCCCAGGGUCUGACCACUACCUCCCCAAGCCCAAAAACUACCUCCAGCAGGCAGGACAGUCAGACCUGUCCCCUCUCUCCCAGCCCCCCUACCACCAGCUUGGCCGUCCAGGCCCCUGCACAUCCUCCUCCCCUACCCCUGCCCCGGCCCUCUACCCUUCCCACCCCCAAACCCAAAUGGGGAGGCCUUAUCUGGACAAGCAAGCUGCUACCUACUCCCUGACGGGCUACGCUCUGGAGCACCUGUAUGACCCCGAGAGCCUCAGGGACUUCUGUUCCUCCGCUGGCUCCACCCACUACGACGUGACUUCACACCUGCGCAUGCAGGCAGAGCAGGGGCCGGGACACAAGGGGACCUCCGUCAUCAUCACCAACGGCAGCUAACGCCUGCUUGUCCAAUAAUACUAAAGUCUAAAAUGUCAGCCUAUUCCCUACAUAGGGGAAUAGGGUGCCAUUUCCCUGCACGCUACUUUUGACCAAAGCCUGCAUAGGGCUCUGGUCAAAAGUAAUGCACUACAUAGGGAAUAGGCUGACAUUUCGGGUGCUCACUAAAACACAGGAAGAAGAAACUGUAGAUCCAUGGAAUCUCCAUGCUAUAGCCCAGCUUCAACUGCCUCAUCUGCAUUUUAGCCAGCAAAAAUACUUUUUUCCUGUCCUACUUCUUGUGUUUCCUUUUGUUUUUGUUUUUACAGAGCUACGUUAUUCCAUUUGCACUGUCAGAAAUGGAGUUUCAUUGUGGGAACCUCAUCCCUAGGGUUGAAGAUAGGGUUGUGGAUAUGUUUUGAGUUAACCGGGAAGGGUUCAACGUUAGUGCACUUUUUAGUGUUGGUGGUCAGAAUCCCCUUAUCACAGCACAACUCUAUAGAGUUAAAGUCAACUAGACCUGGUUAAAUUGAUAUAUUUUUUGUCCGUGCUACAGACGGCUAUAUCUGUCUGCUAAUACAGGACUAGUAAAGGCCCAGGGCAGUACUUUUGCGAUAAUAAUUCAGGGGGUACUGCAGCACCCUCAGCACCCCUACUUCCAGUAGCUAUGAUUAAAGGUGUGCAGUAUAGAGAUGAAGCAAAAAUGACACAAAAACAAUUCACAGACAUCAAUGAUUAUGCAAAUUCAUUCUAUCUAUGUUCUCCCCAGUAGGUAAGCUAUGGAUUAAGGGAAGUGUACCCACACUUUCAGAGAAAGCAAAGGGGCGAUCUAAGGGAUACAUGCAAGAGAUGGUACAUGUGCCUACAUUUACAUUGAGACAUACAGCAGUUUACCUGGACUGUCAGAUAGCAGGCUUUACUUGGGCUAAAUGUCUUGUUGGUGUGUAUAACAACAGUUAUUAGUGCUUUGGUCUGUCACCUCAGUGAGGAUAACAACAUUAUAUACAGCCUCUAAUGAACAACCUUAUUGAGGUGUGAUUACUGAGAGGCUAAGGGUCAAUAUGAUGACGUGGAUUGUCUUAUUAGCCAGGUGUAGUGGUAAACGCUGAGGGGGAAUUUAGCAUGCUUACAAGGUAAACACUGAAGUGGGAGUUAGCAUGCUAACAAAGCUGACGUGGGAGUUAGCAUGUUAACAAAGCUGAUGUGGGAGUUAGCAUGCUAACAAGGCUGACUCGAGAGUUAGUAUGCUAACUCGGCUGACGUGAGAGUUAGCAUGCUAACACGGCUGACGUGAGAAUUAGCAUGCUAACAAGGCUGACGUGAGAGCUAGCAUGCUAACAUGGCUGAGGUGGGAGUUAGCAUACUUAUAAGGUUGAGCAUGUGUGUAUCUCCGAAGCAUGUCGUGUUAAAUUGUCAACAAGGGUAAACAAGGGGAAAGAGAUGCUCAUUGUUUAUUGAACAUUUGAUGAGAUGAAGGAAAAAUCAAGAGAGGUGAAAUGAAGAGGUUGUGUCUGCUGUGGUUGAUUGACUAGUACAGUGUUUAGAAGAGGUCACUUUCUGUCUAAUACUACAGAAUGAUGCCAUGGCAACGCUUGCUUGUACCAACAUGACGUUAGUUAUUAGUACCAUAAUAAUGAGUUAUAUGACAAUUCAUGAGAUGUUUUCACAAAGUCAUGAUAUAUGCAGCAAUAUGCAAUCCAACCAAUUGGGUAUUCGUUUAGACAGCCUAAAUCCUCAUCACAUCUGAUCAUGCUAAUGCUUGCAUUACCUUUCACUAAUGCUUGUGACAACCUUCAUAUCAUGUUUAUUAUACUGUUUUGUAGGCAGUGUGACACAUUUCAAACGUUCCCUUGGAUUCUAUCGUAAAUGUGGUUACCAUAUCUCUUAUAUUUAUACGUUUGGAUUUGUUAGUUUUCUGAAUUGUGCUUCUCCAAAGUUAUUUAUGAUGUAAAUAUGCUCAGAAAAAGACACCAUUUUGAAGCACAGGGGAAAAGUUGUAUUUAUUUAGUGAAUGUUUAUUUAGGAUUUUGAAGUAUAGUUGCAAUCAAAACAGUCUGCUUGCAUAUGAGUGUGUUUUGAUUUAAACAAAUUCUAUGAAAAAAUUAAAUAAACAGAACACUUUUU
This is a messenger RNA of Oncorhynchus mykiss (rainbow trout), 5213 nucleotides long. It is a transcript of the gene sim1a, whose product is annotated as SIM bHLH transcription factor 1a. The record is from RefSeq and is a predicted model, not a curated record. Gene Ontology annotation, biological process: regulation of transcription by RNA polymerase II. NCBI's taxonomy places the organism in Eukaryota, Metazoa, Chordata, Actinopteri, Salmoniformes, Salmonidae. Gene Ontology annotation, molecular function: DNA-binding transcription factor activity, RNA polymerase II-specific; RNA polymerase II transcription regulatory region sequence-specific DNA binding; protein dimerization activity.